AUGGUUUGGCAAUAUUAUCGGGAACAAGAAUUCUGUGGAAUGGAAAUAGCUGAAUACACAAUCGAGCCAACAAUUGCAUCACCGGUAAAACUGUGUCGAGUAUGCGAUGACAAAAGUGACGGAGCACAUUUCGGCGUUGAGUCUUGCCGGGCAUGUGCGGCUUUCUUCAGACGAAGCGUUGUAAUGCGAAAGAAGUACAUUUGUCGACAAGGCGGCGAGAAUUGUCAGAUCAACAAGACGGUUCGAUGCAUGUGUCGGUGUUGUCGCUUUAACAAGUGCUUAAAAAUGGGAAUGAUGAAAGAUGCCGUUCAAAGUCCCCGCGAUCAAAUCGGGAAACGCUCCGAGCAGCAGCAGCAACAGUACGCUGAAAUCAAACAAGAGCACGCUGAUUCAACGAGUGGCUACUAUGAUCCACUUCAUUGUGAGCAACCGCUUCUUGACUCUUGGGAUGUGUACAUAACGGAAGAGGUAGCGAUGCCGAUUCUAAAGAAAAUCCAAGCCGGCUACAACGAGUUGCGAGCGAGGAGAGCACAGUAUCGAUACGAGGUACCGAUGGAGCCGAUCACGAUGGAUACGGAUCUAAACGUUCCACGCCGAAUCACUCACAAGCACGGGUUUCGAAUGUUGGCUCACGACAAUGAGAAUAUUGUGAAAUUCAUGAGAAGCUCUUUCCCAAGAUUAAACGAAUUCGAUCAAUUGCAAAGGAAAGUUCUCUACCGAUCUUGCUUUGCCAGUUACAUGUUGUUCGACUCAGCUUACCGAACUUAUCUACAAUCAGGCGAUGAAAAUGAUCGUUGGUAUAUCUCUGAUGGAAACUAUAUUGAUAUGGCUGAUGUUGGGUAUUAUUAUUCGGCAUUUGAAGGUUCUUCUUUAUCACACGCUGAUGCAUCAAGUUUUAGUCUUUUCCGUCCGACUUUCUCUAUGUUUGUUCGAAACAUUUUACAGCCGAUGAAACUUUUGCGAAUGACUGAUAUGGAAUUCUUUGCUUUAAUUGCCCUGACUUUCUAUUCACAUGGCGCUGAUGGAGGCACCGGGGAAACUGAUCAGAAAGCAAUGGAAGUCAGAGAUGCGAUUUUGAGAGAAUUAACAUUUUAUUACACUCGUUUCGCUUGUUUCAAGGAUUACCCAUUGAGAAUGGCGCAAGUGAUGUUGAUGUUGCCGUCGAUUCAUCGAAUCACUACUCGUUUCCGCGAAGAUGUCGAAAUCAAUAAACUUUUCAAUACGGAUUUCGGCGACGAGAAAAUCUAUGACCUCAUCAAUGGAAAAGGGCAAAUC
This is a messenger RNA of Mesorhabditis belari, 1275 nucleotides long. NCBI's taxonomy places the organism in Eukaryota, Metazoa, Nematoda, Chromadorea, Rhabditida, Rhabditidae. The record is from the annotation of a GenBank genome assembly.